Messenger RNA from Gongylonema pulchrum, 660 nucleotides. The record is from the annotation of a GenBank genome assembly. NCBI's taxonomy places the organism in Eukaryota, Metazoa, Nematoda, Chromadorea, Rhabditida, Gongylonematidae.
AUGUUUCAGGAGUUGCGUCGAGUGAACUAUGACUCAAGCUAUGCAUAUCUUUCGGUGAGCAAUGGCGAAGAGGAACAGAAAUUCUGCGUAAAUUAUGAGCAGUGGAGAACGCGACCGAUUGCUGUUGACUCAGCAAAUGCCGAAGUGCUGCGGCUUGGUUGGUGGGGUGGAAAAAUCAACAACACGAACGUGUGCAAUAGGAAUCUAUCAUUGCAAUAUACAGAACAAGUUGUUGCGCUGAAUUAUCGUCUCUCGCUCGAGGAUGGCCCAUGUGCACUCCCGUUUGUUACCACUAAUACGAGUUUCAAGGGAGCCAUACAGUACGAGGUGAAUAGUUUGACUUCACAGAAUGCUAGCGCUGCAAUUUUACUUGUUGAAAGAGGCCGGAGAUACAUCAGUAGAUGGGGCGAUUACUUGUUUUCGGAAUUUUAUGACCCCGACUUGAACCAGUCGACGCAGCUGCCAACAUUUUUCAUGUACAAAAGCGUAUUUUUUAAUGAAUUAUUGAAGUUAAGCCAAAAUAGCGCCGGAAGCGAUUUAUUGCUGCGAUUUUAUCGACCGCCAAGUUCGCUGUGGGAUAUAUCAAUGGCAAUUGUAUGGAUGAUAGCAAUGUUCUGUGUGGCCGUUGGUGGGUACUGGGCUGGCCUUCGCAAAUUGUAA